AUGGCACGAUCGAGUGAGAAAGCCACCUUUUCGGUGGGGAGAAGAUUUUCGGCCGAGACUGGGCCGCUCAUCAAAUUAUAUGGUCUUCCCCUUGGAGCUGAUAAGACACCCCAUCAUGGACACCAGAAAGAGGAUGUCUGCCAGCCUGUGAACGCAGACUUACCUCCUCCUUGCCGGUGA
Molecule: messenger RNA, 180 nt
Organism: Protopolystoma xenopodis
Lineage: Eukaryota; Metazoa; Platyhelminthes; Monogenea; Polystomatidea; Polystomatidae
Source: the annotation of a GenBank genome assembly